This is a messenger RNA of Mycena indigotica, 1632 nucleotides long. RefSeq lists its product as uncharacterized. The record is from RefSeq and is a predicted model, not a curated record. NCBI's taxonomy places the organism in Eukaryota, Fungi, Basidiomycota, Agaricomycetes, Agaricales, Mycenaceae. The transcript has 4 exons.
UUGGGAAUCAAAGUCCGCGACUUCGCCUACCCGUCUGACCGGGUUGGCCAUGUUGACCCGACGUAUAGUCAUCCUCUGGUUGCCGCAGUAGCAGAAGAAGCCGAAGACCAGGAGCAAGAAAAACCGGGAACGACUGUUCAAGACGAGCAGAUGGCAGCAGAUGAGAAAGAUAAUGACAGUUCUCCUGAACUCCUACAAGACACCUUUAUAAACACGGAAGAUGACUACGCAACACUAUUAGAUGGGGAAGCAGACGAAGAGGGAGAAAGCGGACCGCCUGCACGCGUGGAAGACACUCCAAUGCCUCGCAUUCCUGAAACAUGGGAAAUGCCACAUCCGUUGCUUCGUCCAGUCACCUACCAACCUCCCCAUUAUCCUCCCCACCAUGUUCCCAGUCCACAAGACCCGAUAUACUACGACACCCAUCGCUUACCCGGCCACUUCAGUCCCAUCCUUGGUGUCGUUGAAGUCGAAUAUCGACUGUCUCAGCAACCACGCACUGUCCCUAUUCUCGGCUUAACUACCCGCCGUCUGCUGACGAUUUCGCCCGACCUCGUCGAUCUUUCGCGAUACCAAGAGAUGGAUUUGGAGGAGCUCAGGCGCUACGACCGACGUCUUCUUUUCCAGCUUAUGAACGGAAUCAAACCUCCGCGUUGGAGAUGCUAUCCGCUCGGCUGGGCGCCGACCCCCGAGAAUCGCGCGGUCAUGGUUAAGGUGGCCAAUAUAUGGAAGAGUUUCACUGUCUAUGACGACACAGUGCAGAAGGCCAUCCUCCAACACGCCUGGCAGCAAGCGCAGGAGGAUACGGAAUGGAUGAAUCAGGAGAUGGAGCGACGGGGUCAAGAGAACAUCGACGCUGGCUUGCUUGACCCGGCAAACCCUGCGCUUGCAGAACUGCAUGACUACGAUAUUCCUUCUGAGCGGAGGUGCAACCUCAGCAUCCGACAGUGGCUCGAGUUGUGGGAACGCCGCCUGGACACGGGAGCCAGCUAUCCGACUUACCCUGCUCUAGUCGAGCAACUCAAACUCCUGUGGAAAUUCGACGGCAGGACGCCGCAUAACGAUGACAUUGUCGCGCGCCAAUACAUGCGAGAACUGCUCUACGCCGACGUCAAAGCCCCAUUCGUUCCCGGCCAGCUUAAAGUCGAGCUUCCUCCUUGCCAAUACUGGGGACCUGAUGCCGUUUGGGACGACUAUCGCCUGGAAGGGGCCCAGCGGAUCUCAAAGCUGACGCUGAUGGAGCAUAUUGAGCAACUUACGGGCCAGACAGUCGAGGAGGCGGUUGCUGCAGACCCGCAUGCGAUUCCGUGGCCGGUACCCACCACAAUGACCGAUCCGCGGUACCAUCAGGGGCACAUGAGUGCGGAGAAAAGCUUGUGGGACUACGAUCUCGUCAAUGCGGAGAAUUUAGUGCAAUUCUUGGAGGAAAUGGGCGAUGGUGAUGAUGUGGAUUGGGCGAAGAUGGAGCGGGAGAGGGGGAUGUCUGAGCCAGCGCCUGAGCCGAGCAAGCGGAAAGUGGAACCUGAGUUACCUGUGAUGCGCGGCUUACCACCGCCGGACCGGAAACGUGCGUUAGACGACGGUGAAGAGGAGGAGAAUACCCCGAGCAAGAAACGCGUCAAGCAGAUGUAG